Messenger RNA from Myotis daubentonii (Daubenton's bat), 483 nucleotides. RefSeq names its product intermembrane lipid transfer protein VPS13D-like. NCBI's taxonomy places the organism in Eukaryota, Metazoa, Chordata, Mammalia, Chiroptera, Vespertilionidae. The record is from RefSeq and is a predicted model, not a curated record.
GGCCUUUGGACACCAGGGCGCACCCCCCCCACACCCCCCCGCUGGCUCAGCGACAGGGAGAGAGCUCAGGGCGCCUUGCUCAUGUCCCCUCUGCUUGGCAGCUUCAUCGCCGUGGAGAACAUCGACAGCUACUGCGUGCUCAUCUCCUCCAAGGCCGUCUACUUCCUGAAAAGCGGGGACUACGUAGACCGGGAGGCCAUUUUCCUGGAAGUCAAGUACGACGAUCUCUACCACUGCCUCGUCUCCAAAGACCACGGGAAGGUGUACGUGCAGGUGACCAAGAAGGCGGUGAACACAAGCAGCGGAGUGUCCAUCCCCGGCCCGUCCCAGCAGAAGCCCAUGGUCCACGUGAAAUCGGAGGUCCUCGCGGUCAAGCUAUCCCAGGAGAUAAACUAUGCGAAGAGCCUGUACUAUGAACAGCAGCUGAUGCUGAGGCUCAGUGAGAAUCAGGAGCAGCUGGAGCUGGACUCCUGAGGCUGAGGC